Messenger RNA from Fusarium coffeatum, 3681 nucleotides. RefSeq lists its product as uncharacterized. The coding region runs from base 1 to 3681 and encodes 1226 amino acids. The record is from RefSeq and is a predicted model, not a curated record. Gene Ontology annotation, cellular component: chromosome; cytoplasm. Gene Ontology annotation, biological process: double-strand break repair via homologous recombination. NCBI's taxonomy places the organism in Eukaryota, Fungi, Ascomycota, Sordariomycetes, Hypocreales, Nectriaceae. The transcript is spliced from 4 exons. Gene Ontology annotation, molecular function: nucleic acid binding; 3'-5' DNA helicase activity; four-way junction helicase activity.
AUGAUUGGGGGCCGGCAACACGGGGACGGACUCUUCACAGUCCAUAAGGAAUUAACCCCAAAUGCCAAGAACAGCCAGCAGAGAGUGCAGAGAAAGCAGGGGACUGACCAAGUGCACACUAUGACUGACAGUGUAGCAGACCACAUGAUCCAGCUGUGCGAGCAGCUUCCGAUAUUAGUUUGUCUACUCUGCGAGGCAGCUAUCAAGCCCCAACCGGCCCAGGUAGAGCGUCACUAUCGCAACUGCCAUAAGACCACCGGACAGCCGCUGCAAGACAUUAUCGCGUUUGCCGAAUCGUUCGCGCCGUCAGGAUGGCGACCUCAAGAACUAAAAGACCCGACCGAUGAGAAUAUGGAGCUGCCCCCAGAUGGAAGCCCGCCUAUCCCCGGACUAAAGACAUACAAGGGAUUUAGCUGCGACAGCUGUCGAUUUCUAACCCGCAACAGUGGGAAUUUUGCCACGCAUGAAACCCGCGAAAGGCACUACAAGCUGCAGGUCAGCGGCAGGGGAGGGAAAGGUCGGGCGACGGUGAUGCUCCAGUCACUGCGCAAGGCUCCGCACGCAAGGUACUGGAUCGUCAAUCCAGCCGCCGUGCGGGCCAAUGGCAGCGGCGACGAGAGCAGCAGCAGCAGCAGAAGCAGCAAUACGGCUGAGCAGGGAAAUAGUGGUGGCGACGGCAACACUGAUACUGUACUGCUACAGACCGUCCGGGCGUGCGAGAAGGAUCUGAAGGAGGCGGAGAUGGAACGGAGACGUCAAGUGGAGGCACCGGGUGGAGUUGAAACUGAGUCAAGAUGGGUGCAGUUUAUGAAAUGGUCGGCGCACUUGCAGCAGAAGGAUAAACCGAUGCUGCACCGGGCAGGACUAUCACCGGUUUCGGCCGCCGUCGAGCAGCGGAUGUGGCCCCGCGAGCGCCGUGAAGCGAACCAGAGGCUACGUGAGUUGACCGAGAGCUUCCGGCGCGAGCUUGGCCGUUGUAUGGAAAGACUGGAUAGGGUGCCGGAUGAAACGCUCGAGUGGCUCGGCAGCAUUGACCCAACCAAGCCAGUAUCGACCCCGUUCGGCCGAAAGCAGCAGUCAGAUACGAUGGAUAGGUACAGUGCAUGCUGGCAGCGGUACUUGUGCUAUUGUGUCCGGAUCCAGCCGCUUGGGCGCGAUGGAGCUAAGACAGAGCACGGUAUCCGAUUUACGGAAGAGCAGUGGAACUCUCUGACCGACAUCAUACAGCGACUUGAUACCGUUGCUGACAAGAAGAAGAAGAAGAAGCAGGGGCAGAAACAGGUCAUGAAGGAUAGCAGAGAAGGUGAUAUUGAUGGAGGGAGCGCUGAGGGUAGAGAAGAGGGGAAAGAAGAAGACCCCGACAAAGAGGCACUUGACGAGGCCGUCUUUGACUUCUGCAUCAAGUCAAUCAAGCAGAAGCUUGGGAGGAAGCAGUAUCAUAACCCGCUGCUCCACUUUACGGCCGUACUAGGUAUCAAGGAGGAUGGUACAUGGGUUCCGUCCCACACACAUACUCGGUUUCUCGCCGGCUUCUUAUGGUGCGGGAGGAUUCUGAUGUUGGAGCACUUCUUUGAGGAUGACCCGUACGACUCCGAGGACUCGACUUGCGACACGAGUUUCGCGGCUAUCGAUCGGUUCCAGAAGGGUCAUCGCAACUGGCUCGCAACCGGCUCAUAUACACCGUUCAGCGCUAUUAUUCAGUGGAUGACGUACGGACGGGGCUACCGCAAUCAGGAAGGUGGGCAAGCGAGGGUGCUAUGGGACAGUGAUGGCAUGACGCUCAAUUAUCUGGGUGAUAAGAUCACCGUGGAUAGCUUUCAGCAGACGGCGCAGGCACUCGUGCGGGAAGCCGAGGGCUGGCUCGACAAGCUUAUGGGCGGACAAUGGAGUCAGAUCCGCGAAACGAUACGGUUACGAGAUAUCACCGAUAGCUUAGUGUUCGAGGGCCCAGGGCGGUCAUUUGCGACGAACCGGAGGAAUGCAUGGCUGAGGCCGGGCGCUGAGAAGUUGACAAGGCUGGUAGGCGCGACGCUGUGGAAGACCGUCGAUGCAGGGAACGGCGGUAAUCGGGUCGAGUGCCGAAGACGGGCGAUAGAGGAGUAUCUUGGCUGGCUGCGGCAGUUUCGGUCAAGCAUGUUCCCGGUUGUGCAUGUAUGGGGAGGACAGCCGGGGCGAGGUCCAGAAGUGUCAACACUAAAGCACUGCGAUACCGAACAGCUGCCGAAGAACGUGUUCGUCUUUGACGGACAGGUGGUGCUCAUCACAGACCGGGACAAGAGCAAGGGCUUGAAUGGCAAGCAAGGCCGAAAGGUAGCACGUUUCUUGCCCGAGGGCCCGAGCUUGAUGAUGGUGGCAUAUAUCGCAUGGCUACUGCCGUUUGAGAAGGUGCUGCAUCGGCUCUCUGGUAUUCGAGGCCCGUCUGAGGCGAUUAGCCCGUGGCUAUGGAAGUCGGCCGAGAAGGGGCUUUGGGACACGGCAAAGCUAAGCAAGCAGCUCGCACUCGUAACUGGUGCGCAGAUUGGGGUUCAGCUCACUGUUUCAAGCUACCGACAUGUGGCUAUUGAAAUGGGUCGUCGAAUUAAGGGAUUGAUUGUUCAGCAAGUUGAGCUGGAAGCCGCCGUAGCAGACAGCGAUGACGAGGCGGCCGAUCCGUUAACUGGAGAAGCACACCGACAACCGAAAGUCGAGUACGUAUGGGAUAUUCAAGCAACACACGGAAGUCGAGUCGCACGGAAUCACUAUGCUGUCAAUCUUCAAUUCCCGAGUCAGCUACAGCCGGAGAUGCUGUCGAAUUUUCGCGAGAUCAGCCGUCUGUGGCAUCAAUUUCUGGCCCGGACUGAUGGUGAUUUUGGUGAGAGAAAACGCCGGGCUCAUACUUAUAAUGAUAAUAAUAUGCCGAUUGCCGAUAGAGCAGCAAAGAGGCAACAGCUUAUUAUUGACCGAGAGCAGGCAACUUCACCGAGACUCCCGCUGGAUAGCGACAUGGCCGGCCGCUAUGAGGAUGCAGAGAUCGACGCUGGGCUGAAGCGUAUGCUGGGCGAAGACGCAGGAUGGAAGACGCCGCAGCAGCGCGAUGGCAUGUACCGCAUUAUGCGACUGGAGAACAACGGUAUCCGGAGCAAGCUGAUUAUCGUUGUGCUGCCGACAGGCGGUGGCAAAAGUAUCUUCUUCAUGCUGCCGGCUUUUAUGGAAGACGAACGAGGCAGGGACGGAGGACCGGUCAGUAUUGUGGUUGUCCCGUUUGUAUCUCUUGUGCAGGACUUGGUUUUAAGAGCACGUGAGCUCGGCAUCGACUGCAUGGAGUGGAGAAGCGAUAUUGAUCAAGAGAGGGAGGAGCGGCAGCGGGACGCGCGGUUGGUAGUGGUCAGUGCCGAUGUGGCCCUACCGAGAGCGGCUGGGGCUGCUAACAGGGCUGCACCGGUUUGGGUGCCCGCUGGUAAUGCUUACUGCGACGCUGCCGGUUUUGAUGGAGGAUUGGUUCCAGGAGCGAAUGCUGGCACAGGAGGCAACAAUCAUCCGGGCUCCGACGAUGAGGGUGAAUAUUCGGUACCGGGUGGAGCAGGUAAGGCCGGAAAAGACGGCAAUCGAGGACGGAGUGGUAGCUGCGAUGAAGACGAUCGAGGGGCGAAUGGGCACAGCACAGCGCGGGGUGAUAUACUGCCGCUCGAUCAAGCAGUGUGA